CUGGAGACGUGCGGCGCGCACUGGACCACGCUCUGACGCAAGAGUUGGCGCGGCAAUUUCCGCGAGUCGCAGGUGGGAUUCGCGUGAGCGUGAAGGCGAUAGGUGACUUUGGGCCCGCUCCCACCAGUCGUGAUGGGGUCUUCUCGACAGACCUGCUGGAUUUGACCAGACGGCGCGACAAAUUCAAGAACUCGUCCUCGGGCGGGGCCAGCGCAUACAGUGACACUGACACCUUCAUAACGAUGCUCGGCGACGAGGAGGACGAAGUUCGAGAAUUCGGCGGGCCUCUGGUUCCUCCUGAGGGCGGCGAUGAAGGCGCCAAAUUAAAGCGUCUGCGAACUGGUUGCAGCGCCGACAAUAUGCAGAGCAGUGUGAAAUCACCGGCAAUGACUCUGGGGUUGGUGUACGCGAUCGAGAUUCCGCCUAUUGCGUUUAUGCCUGAGACCCCAGUCGCGUCGCCGGAAGACGACGAUGGAGAUGAGAAGGCGAAGCCGGAUCCCACAAAAGUGGAGCCGCCCAUUCCGGGACGUGAGCUAUGCAACAAAUUGUCGAUGUCCACGGCUUUUUGGGGUCGGGUCGCACCAGCACUGCACCCUUCGAAGGAGGACGUUGCUCAGAAUUCCUUAUUGGCUGUUGCACCACCGCCCGACCAGCAGGCAGAGGGGAAGGCAGGAAAAGAUGGCAAGGCGGGAGACAAGCAGGACAUGUAUAACGCCGCUGCCGGUGACGUCGUUAUGGCGACUGUGCUGCUUGAUGAGUCUGUUUUCACACAGUGCGGAUUGCUGAAAACUAUUGAUCGUGACGUAAACUCGCGCCUUGGCGGUCAGCACACGAUUCCGGCAGCGCGCGUUUCGUGCGCAAUGCGUUUGAUGAAAGCGAGCAACAAGGAGUUCGACGAGAAGCAUCCGAUGGCUCCGCUCCGCAGCUACAUCGACGCCUACCGGCCGGAGAUCCCUGCGCGCAGCGGCGGCUCGAACGGGGGCUUUGUACUUCCCGACAACUUUGGCUUCACGCUUGUGCAGUACGGUAAAGCGGCGAUGGAACGGGCUGGAGACGACGAAGCGUUGGAGAACCGUGUUUUAGCGACGAGGAUAUCUACCGACGCCUUGGUGCAGCAGUUCGGAGACCUUUUGCGCAUUCCGCUAAGCGGCUUUGCCAUCUACGAGACAGAAGUAAAUGUGCUCAAGCAUGAGGUGCUACGGUGGCGUAAACUGUUUACGGACCUCGAGCAAGAGUACAAGCAUUUGCACAAGCAGUACGAGGAACUAGAGCACUUCUGCAUGCAGUUACGUGGAGAGCUAGCUAACGCUAAGGACGAAAUCGCGUCGUUGCAAGCACUAGUGGCGCAGCUGCAGGACGAUAACGCUCAGUUGAGGGCCGAUAUAGAGCGCAUUACGGAACAAGCUGGCGAUGCCUUGCGAAAGAUGGCAGAGCUAGAAGAGCAAAUCAAAGCUCUGACAAAAGAAAAAGCCGGAAUGAUGCUAGCUUUAGACGAAAUGCGCGAUCGCCUCGAGACAAUGGAGCGCAACGGGCCGAGUGAGGGUGUGCGGCAGAGCAUGCGGGACGCUGGAUUGCGUAGCGAAGAUAUCGGGCCCAUCGGUCCUGCUACGCGAAGCAGCCGCGAGAGUAGUCCUGAGCAAAGCAGUAAGGAGGAAGGAGAAGCAGCACGAGGGAAGAAAUCGAAGAAGCCCAAGAUCCGCACGGUUUUCUCGAGGCUUUACAACGAUGCGCGUGACAGGCUCACUCGAUUACAGGUUUUGCAGCGCCGUUUUAAACUCGCGAUGGAAGAGGAGCGCAUGCGCAUCAUCCAUUGCGUAGAGUUUUCCUCGAAUCUCAAUCUUUUUCCAGAUUACUUGCAAAUCGAUGAGGAUUUGGAGGAUGUGGAUGUGCUCACAAACUUUGUGCUGGAGAACUGUGGCGCGAGCGCCGUAAGUGACGGCCGCCGAGACGAAUGGUUCAAGAAAACGCAAGGACGGCCGUGGAGUAGCCCAGAACGCCACCGGCGCAAGCAGCCAAUCAGUGGCGCUCCGAAGGACGAGCAGAGAAACAGGCCUGCGUCAUCAGGGGGACUCCGGCUGGACAACCAAUGUCGGGCUUCGCCCACCGAGAAUCAGCAGGUAAAUGCGGUACGUCCGAGCUCCACAAAACGGAGGCUGGUGAUGUCCCCUGCCCGGGGUGCUGCAUCGAACCCGCUCGCCGGCAGCCCCCAUCGGUUGCCACGAGACAUUUCGCCAACGAGCCCUCGGAACGCGUUUGCUGUGCCACCCCCUGCACACGGCGCUGAGCGAUAUUUCAAUCAACCGAGCUUGCGCGGUCAGGUGAACACCGUGAACAUGGACGAUGUGGUAGGCGAAGGCUCCUUUCAGGAACAACAUUACACCGCAAUUGUGCAUGUCGGUGGAAGCCCAGUUGCGCCAAACAGUGAGAACCCCACCGCGCCGUUUCAUGCGCCCGCAGUCUCGAAUCCUCUUGAUCCGAGGUUAUCGAGUGGUCGCGUUUCGGGCUCGCUGCUCACACAGCAAGUCCGAUCCCUGAAGGGAGGCGGAGGUGGUUCUCCUCGUCGAGACCAGGCAAAUGCGCGCGUGCAUUCCGGAACCAGGAGAGCCCUUCAGCAGCCACCGAUCGCGGAGCUUGUAGGGCCUCCUGACGGCAGACGUAAGAUCGUGGCCGCUUCUCCAGGAGCUUCUCGACCCCAAAGUGGAGACCAACGUGGUGCUGCUAUGGAACAACCGGAGAACAGUGUUUCAGCCUCGCAAACCUUGAUGUUUUAUCCGGAUGAGCAGCACGUGCGCGACUUCUUGGCGCAGAAUCCCUCUGCAAAUCAGCUCCCGGGCUACAAUGUGGUGCAGGAUAAGCUCGCAGCCGCGGCGAAUAUGCUGAAAAUACGCCAACAGCACAUGCGCUUCACAGACCACUACAGCGAGCACGCGGGAUCAAGCGUCACUCGCAGCGGGUCGGCGUCGUCGAGCCGUCCCGCCUCAGCGGCACAUCAUGGUUAUCAUGCGGUGCGUGGUAGCUCACGCGGAACUUCACGGCGCUAUUCCUCGCGGCGCCAAAGCCACGCCUCGACGGCCGCAUCGGGCCCUGGAGUUCCGGUGUCACGCAUUCAAAAGCCUCUACCGGAUAACCUUGAUCAUCAGGAUGCUGUGAUAGUUGUGCCAGGAGUGAGCACGACAAAAACUGACGUGCAGAGCGGUAAUCGAAUUUUCUUCACGCCCAAAAAGGGCAAUCGGAUGGACGAGGAGGUUUCGUUCUCGCUAGGUCCCGAAUUCACCCCCACGGGAGCAGCACAAACUCAAGCAGAUGGCGGAGGUCUGGCAUCCUCGAGCAACAGGAGUGUCUCGGUUGGAGGUCUAGGUAAUUCUCUCCCAGCAAGGGGAGCUGCUGGUUCGGCUAGCGGUUUGCUGCGCUCGAUGCGUCGGAAAGGCGCAGGACAGGUGAACAACGAUCAAGGAAAUACGUUCUCAGCAUCGCAGUCUCAGGUGCACUACCAUGCUUCUUCCUCCACCUCAGCGGUCGCGUCGCAGAUUCUGAUGCCCUCCGGGUCUCAACAUGAAGUAUCCGCGUCGUCGCAUGAACACUUCCCCAGCAGCAGUUUUGGAGAUGCGACUAAUGCUAAUCAGCGUGUGCGCAUCGCAACAUACGGCCGUCAACGAGCAGGAACACAGGCUUUUUCUGUGCCAGCAUCGGCUGCAAGUAGCCGCCCGAGCACCGCAGUCACGACUAAAUCAGUCGAACAGAACCCGAGCAUGAGCAGCCGAUCAGCGUCGAGCAGGAUGCAGCGGCGCGAUGUGGCGUCGCAGAAACAAGCGGCUUCUGCUGCAGCGCUUCUCACAAACAACGCGCUGCACGAUUAUUACAUCGCGGAAGCCGAGCGUCCGCCGCCGCAACCCACGGCUGUUGCACCCGUGGUGUACAAUCAAUUGCAGUGGUGUCAGAAGAAUUCUGCAGGUGUACAAUCAAGUGCAGUGGCUUCGUGGAUGCCUCCGAACCAGCCCACCAAAGUCUACACUGUGCCUUCUGCAGUCAACCAGCGAAGGGGCAACGCAACAUUAACUGGGCACAGGAUUGGUCCAACUGUGGCGCAAACUGAUCUUCAUCCAGCUGCAGCUGCGGCCUCUACAAAUGAGCCACUCGGGGGACGCACCGAACACGAAGGAGGUGCAAGGGAAGGAGCAGACGCAGAAAUGUUUUUUCCCGUCGUGACAGAACCAAUAUUGGGUCUGGGGCCUCUGGAAGCUACCGGAACAAGUACAGGACUACUCCAGCAGCGAGCAACAAUAUCUACUUCUGCAUCGUCCAGAAGCAUGGACCACAGGGCUGCUCGUCGAGGAGGUGAAAACAAGAGGACGCAAGAUAACGUGCAGCCGACUACCGCUUCGAUGCCUCCAGCAGAAAUCACGGCUCAAACUAUAGGCGUCCUCGAUUCGAUUCGCAGGUUAGCCACAUACGCGGUGGAGGCAGAAGUAGGCGGGACAGCCGAUUCGGAGGCCGCGCCCACAAAUGCUAAUGAUAAAGGCGAUGGAGGUGACGCCAUUUGACCUUGAGCAGAACCAGAACGUUGCUUGUACAUAUUAAAGAAAAAUCGAUUUUCCAUCAUGCAGCUUGUUUCAACAUUAAUACAGAUUUAUAAAAUAUAUGGAUAUGCAAGUAAGCAAACAUCUAAAUAUCAAUCAGUAGUAGAUGACAUAUUAUUAUGCAUCAUAGGGACUUCUUCAGCUUCAAGAAAUACUAAUCCCUUUGAUGUAAUCUCAAAAUCAAAAAUCCCGAUACUAAGUUCCCAUUUCAAUAACACAACUCAAUCAUUGCAUUUUCACGAUUUUACAUUUCGUAAUGUCAUGGCUGUUAUAGGACCGACAUCGAAAACCUGUGUUGACAUUAACACAAGACCAAACAACAUACUACUACAAACAUCAGUUUCUACGCAUCGAGCCAUUAAUUAGUAAGUAGACAUUCAUGCGACUACACUAACACUAAGAAGCAAGAUAUCAUUGAAUGAUAAUCAUUCUCUUUGUCUUUCUCAUAUCUACUGACUCCAAUUCACUACAUCUGAGCAAGCACAGUUAGAGACGCUGGUAAGCAAAGUUAACUGCAGCUUUAUUUUUCCGUGGAUAUCAAUCAUGCACCAGUCACAGCGCAGAGGCCAAUAUUCAGGAGGUGAACAUCGGCCUGGUGCGAGAAGACGCGAAGUCGCAUAUUAUACGGUGGCAUCCUCGUGAAUAUCGUAGCGUCGAUUGCCUUUGUUUUGUCAUGGAAAUGUCCAAGUCGUUGCAGAUUGUGAGUAGGGCAGAAAGGUAUACGGC
This is a messenger RNA of Amoebophrya sp. A25, 5303 nucleotides long. The record is from the annotation of a GenBank genome assembly. NCBI's taxonomy places the organism in Eukaryota, Dinophyceae, Syndiniales, Amoebophryaceae.